This is a messenger RNA of Aspergillus welwitschiae, 1864 nucleotides long. Its product is annotated as DnaJ and TPR domain protein. Gene Ontology annotation, cellular component: endoplasmic reticulum. The record is from RefSeq and is a predicted model, not a curated record. Lineage: Eukaryota; Fungi; Ascomycota; Eurotiomycetes; Eurotiales; Aspergillaceae. The coding region runs from base 165 to 1730 and encodes 521 amino acids. Gene Ontology annotation, biological process: protein folding in endoplasmic reticulum. Gene Ontology annotation, molecular function: misfolded protein binding; protein-folding chaperone binding. The transcript has 2 exons.
CUUUCCGACCUUUUCCAGGUCCCUCAUGCUCUUUAUACCUUCAAUCCUCGGUCAUCUAUUCCAUGCUGACCAUAAGUCCUGACCUAUUAUGAUAUUUGCGCCAUAAUUAAAUCCUGCUUCCAUCGUCAAAGUCCCAUUCCAGGUGUUUCACGAACUAGACGAACAUGCACUUGCCUCUAACAUCUCUUACGGUCUUUCUGGCCUUUCUUUCCGCUGGCCAUGGCCUGCAGUCUUCUCAGAUCCCCUCUGACACCCCACUAUCAUCGUUGAUCGCUUCUGCAAAAUCCCACCUUGCGGGUGGUUCCCCCCGCGAGGCCUUGGUGUAUUUUGAUGCGGCUGUGUCCAGGGAUCCCACAAAUUAUCUUACACUCUUUCAGAGAGGUGCUACCCAGCUGAGCCUGGGUAAAAGCUCACUGGCUCUUGAAGACUUCGACCGGGUUCUUCAACUGAAGCCAGACUUCGAAAGCGCUCUUCUACAGCGGGCACGACUGAAGGCCAGCUCUGCUGACUGGGCAGGUGCGUUGGGUGAUCUUGAUAAAGCUGGUAAGAGGUCCACACCAGAGUAUCAAGAACUCCGGGAAUCGCGUGAUGCUGCGUCUGCCGCGCUGGAAGCGGAAAGUCGCGGAGCCUGGGAUGUCUGUGUAAGCCAGGCGAGUAUAGCUUUGGCCAAGGCAACGAUGUCUUUAAGCCUGCGGCGGGCUCGGGCACAUUGUCGCUUUGAGACGGGUGAAACAGAACAGGGAAUCAGCGAUCUUCUUCACGUGCUACAGAUUCACCCGAGCUCCUUGGAGCCCUAUCUACAGAUAUCGUCGACACUUUUCUAUGCCUUGGGAGACACGGACCGCGGUAUUUCCCAAGUCCGCAAAUGUCUACAUUCUGACCCUGAUUCGAAACCGUGCAAUCGCCUUUACAGAAGGGAGAGGCAGCUUGUAAAACAGUUGCAAAAAUUGGAGGAAGCUGUGAAUGCGCGAAAACACAACAACGCCAUUAAUAUACUGGUAGGGGUCAGUGGUGAAAGCGGUCUCCUCGAUGACGUGCAGAAGGAUGCUGCACAGGCAAAGGAGGAUGGUCUUAUUCACCCAAAAGCCCCGAGCAGCCUUUAUGCCUCACUCGUCGAACGGACCUGCGAGGUUUUCCGGGAGGCGCAAAUGCCCAAACGGGCUAGUCCAUACUGCUCGGAGGCUUUGACUUUCGAUCCUAAUUCUUUACCGGCGCUCCUCCUCGAGAGUCAGCAUGCUAUUGACGAGGAUCGGUUUGAUGAUGCUAUACGGUUGCUAAACCAAGCCAAGGAACAUCAUUCCAAUUCGAGGGAAGUUCAGGCCCUGUUGCAGAAGGCCCAAGUUCUACAGAAACGUUCCAAGCAGAAAGACUACUACAAGGUUUUGGGUGUGAGCCGCGAUGCGGACGAGAGGACUAUCAAGCGUGCUUAUCGGCAGCUUACGAAACAGCACCACCCUGAUAAGGCCAUUUCCCAGGGUGUUACCAAGGAGGAGGCUGAGAAGAAGAUGGCCUCAAUUAAUGAAGCUUACGAGGUACUUUCUGAUCCUGAAUUGCGAUCCCGGUACGACAACGGCGAUGACCCCAAUGACCCAGAGUCACAAAGGGGCAGGCCAUUUCAAGGGAGUCCGUUUGGACCAGGCGGACAAUUUUUCUUCCAGCAGGGCGGCGGUCCGCAAUUCAAGUUCUCGGGUCAGGGCUUCAACUUUCCCGGCGGUUUCCCUUUCCGCUGAUGUUGGGGUCCGGACUUCUGAAUGCUGGGAAAACAUAUUGUAUUUAGAUCAUUCUAGUUUAAACUUGUUUCAAUCUCUUUCGAGAUUGACAAUCAUUCUGUGCCAUGGCCAAGCCCUGGUCUACUAAUACAAAG